AUGCAGAAUCGGAAACUGCCAACAUGGCGGCGACAACCUGUCGCAUCGCGAGGCCAUACUCGUUUUCCCGUCUGGCAGCGGUGCUACCAGCCUGUGCCUAAGCCCUCAGGGCCCAGGCUCGAGUCCCGCCGACGUAUCUGCUGUGGCGCCAGCAAGACUACUCUCUGCCACACCCUGACAACGGCACACGAAAGAGGUGGGCCUCAUAGUAAAUGUCGCCCUCUUCACAUGCUCUGCAGACAGACGCUGUUAUGCGUUUAUUUUUUUUCCACUUUCGCUCCUAUUCUUGACCAAUUUUGGGCUCCCAAAUGCGGCAGAAUUUGUGUUUAUCAGAUGCGUUUACCCUAUUUCGUUUAA
Protopolystoma xenopodis is the source of this 357-nucleotide messenger RNA. The record is from the annotation of a GenBank genome assembly. NCBI's taxonomy places the organism in Eukaryota, Metazoa, Platyhelminthes, Monogenea, Polystomatidea, Polystomatidae.